AUGGACUUUGAAUCGUUGAUUCCGACAUUCCUGGAGAUUACAUCCACCCAGGAUGCUCAGGUUGCCAGCAGUUAUCUUGAAAUGAGUGGGGGGAAUCUUGAUACUGCUGUGAACUUGUAUUUUGAGAGUGGGGGCGUUGGCACUAGCGACAGAAAUGGGACUGUUUCUGGCAGCAUUUCUGGCCCCGGUUCUGGCUCAGAGAGAACGCCUGUUGAGUCGGACGAAGAAAUUGCUCGCAAACUGCAGCAGCAGUUGUAUCAAGAGGGAAAUCCCAACGGUGAUGAAGGGGUUCGAAGGCCUAUUCAGCCCGUUCAUGAGCAACUUCUGUCUCAAUAUAAUUAUGGAUUGGGCGCCAAUGAUCGGAGCGUGAAUCCUGUUGAAAGGAUGUUUGGGUCUGCAAGAAGAGGAAUUUUCAAUCAAGCAGAAGUGGAGGAAGAGGAGGGAAGUAGGGAUGACAGUUACGGCGAUGAAGACAAUGACAAUGACAAUGACAAUGACGCAGAGACUCCAGACUACGAAUACGAAGAAAUUCCUUCCAGCAGCGACAACGAGACCGCUCUUACCGAUGAAGUGGUGGAUCUCACUGGUGAAAGACGUCGAAGACCCAGAAGAAGAAGAAGAAGCAGUAGUUAUAGGACCAGUACACAGAAACGAUUAGCCAAAAUGUUUAGACCUCCUUGGGAUAUCAUUGACAAGCUGGACUUUGAUAGUGCCAAGAAGAAGGCAAGAGCGGAGAAGAAAUGGGUUCUGGUCAAUAUCCAGGAUGUGACAGACUUUCGGUGCCAGUGCCUAAACCGUGAUUUCUGGUCGUCUAAUCAGAUCAAAGACCUGGUGCGCGAGAAUUUCGUGUUUUUACAGUACCAGCACGAUUCUGCCAAUGGAGAAAUGUACAGAAAUCUAUACCCAUUCAGCGAGUAUCCUCACAUAUCUAUCAUAGAUCCAUGGACAGGAGAAAGACUAAAGAUGUGGUCUGCGAACCCUGAAAUUCACAAGUUCAUUGAGCAGGUGGUUGAUUUCAUGACUAGAUUUUCUCUAGAUAAGAAUACAUUGAAUCCGGUUGUUCAGCAUAAGCAGAAGUUGAAUCUUGAUAAGCUUAGCGAGGAGAAACAGAUUGAUUUGGCUUUAAAGGAGUCGUUGAGUGAAGCCAACGAGAUCAAUGAUGUUGAUGAAGUGGUGAUUCUUGAAGGAACAAGUCAGAAAAGUCCCAUGGUAGUCAGUGAGCCGGCUACAUAUACAGAAAAACUUGCGCAGAUUAAAGCUACAGACGUUCCAGACCCCGAAGGUGACGCCAAACAGAUCACCCGUAUUCAGAUAAGAUCGGGAAUGGACGGUAAGAGAAUAGUGAAGAAGUUUGCAUUGAUCGAUCCUGUGGAGACAGUUUUUGAGUACACCAAAUUUGCUUUCAAAGAUUCAUUGUUGGGUAAGCCAUUUACCUUGAAAAUGCAGCGAAAGAAUCUAUUUGAUAAUUUACAUGAGACAAUUCUUGAUGCCGGCCUCAAGAAUGCGUCCAUACUGCUUGAUGUUGAGGGAGAGGAGGAGUAA
Brettanomyces nanus is the source of this 1542-nucleotide messenger RNA. RefSeq lists its product as uncharacterized. Gene Ontology annotation, cellular component: nucleus. Gene Ontology annotation, biological process: proteasome-mediated ubiquitin-dependent protein catabolic process. Gene Ontology annotation, molecular function: ubiquitin binding. Lineage: Eukaryota; Fungi; Ascomycota; Pichiomycetes; Pichiales; Pichiaceae. The coding region runs from base 1 to 1542 and encodes 513 amino acids. The transcript has a single exon. The record is from RefSeq and is a predicted model, not a curated record.